This is a messenger RNA of Aspergillus saccharolyticus JOP 1030-1, 933 nucleotides long. RefSeq lists its product as uncharacterized. Lineage: Eukaryota; Fungi; Ascomycota; Eurotiomycetes; Eurotiales; Aspergillaceae. The transcript is spliced from 3 exons. The record is from RefSeq and is a predicted model, not a curated record. The coding region runs from base 1 to 933 and encodes 310 amino acids.
AUGUCAUUGACUGGUUCAGACUGCGCCAAUGUCCUCAUGCCAAUCUCCAUCUGCCCUAUUUCAUCGCCAGGCAUCGACUCUAUGGUUCACGCUGGAGCCGACCCAAAGGUUAUGGCACAGACCAAAUUGGCCGUCGAGAAAGUUCUGAGCAAAGAUGGUCUAGGGUGGGACGACGUGGCGGAAGUAUUUCCGUGUGGUGACUGUUUGCAAAUCGCGUCCCAGUCUCGUUUGGUUGACACGGCCAAUGUCCGAACAUGUUUUUUGUGCGAUGGAGCUUCAGUCGAGACGGUGCGAUCUGCACUCGUUGCCACUCUGGCCAACCAUCCCAUCUUACUCUCUUACGUGGUCAUCGACAUGACACAUCUUGACCCUCGGCGGCCAGUCCCUCGACUCGCACCUCUCAUUCGAAACGACCUCCGAGACCACCAGCACGCCUUCUGGUCCAUCGGCACCCCGGAAACCCAUAUUUCCCCGCAUCGAAUUUAUACCGGCGGCGAGACUCUCGACUUCCCCGCCCCCUCCGUGGUUCGUCUCCGGCAGCGGUAUCCCCAUCUCAGCGCCCCGGUUCUCGUCAAAGCAGCCGUGAUCCUCCUGAUUCUGUCGCGGACAAACCACAGCCACGCUCUCUUCGUUAGCAUGGAAGCCGCUCGCUCCGAGUACCCGUUCGUCGACGAUGACGACGGCCACCGCGACGCCGUCGACGUCGCCGGCCCCACCUUCAACUGGGUCUGCAGCCUCGUCGCCUUCUGUCCCGAGGAAUCGAUCCUCACCUUCCUGACGCGCGUGUCCUCGGAACAGCUCGCACAGACCAAGCACGCGCACGUCCCCUGGCAUCGUGUCUUCGAGGAUCUGGAUCUCCCGCGGAUGAGCUGUUCUUCCGCCUCACCAACGGGCUCAUCUUCAACUGGAUUCCAGGGCUCAGGCCGGAGAUGA